AUGGUCCUCCUCUCGGCAAUCGAUCAGGGAACCUCGUCCAGCCGAUUCCUGGUUUUUGAAGCGGAUACCGGAGAAUUGGUGACCAGCCAUCAGAUCGAAGUCCGUCAACUAUUUCCGGCGGCAGGAUGGGUGGAAAUGGACCCAAUGGAAAUUUACGAUACCGUAAUCUCGUGUAUUCAAAAAACUAUCGAGAAAUUGGAAAACCUGGGAAUCACCGCCGAUGAGAUCAAGUCGGUGGGCGUGGCCAAUCAGAGAGAAACCAGCAUUGUUUGGGACAAAACCACUGGUAAACCACUGUACAAUGCGAUCGUUUGGUUGGAUACCAGAACUUCUGGAUUGGCGGAUGAGGCGAUUUCCAGGACCCAGUCAAAGUCCAAAGACGAGUUCCGUCAAAAAACCGGUCUCCCAAUCCAUCCAUAUUUCUCCGCGUUAAAACUCAGAUGGCUCUUCGAAAACGUUCCAGAAGUCAAGGAAGCCUAUAAAUCUGGAAAUCUCAUGUUCGGAACUGUCGACACCUGGCUCAUCUGGAAAUUAACCGGCGCUUACGUCACCGACGUUUCGAACGCCUCCAGGACCCUUCUUCUAGAUCUACACAAGAGAAAGUGGUCCACCGAACUUUGCGAGUUCUUUGAUCUACCGAUGGAGAUUCUCCCCGAGAUCAAGUCCUCUGCCGAGGUUUAUGGAUACCUUAAAAAUGGUCCUUUAGAAGGAGUACCCCUCUCCGGAUGUCUAGGAGAUCAGCAAAGUGCAAUGGUUGGACAUCAGUGUCUAAACGCUGGCCAAUCCAAGAACACCUAUGGUACAGGCACUUUUAUGUUGUGCAAUAUUGGAACAAGACCGAUUAUUUCGAAGAACGGAUUGCUGACUACUGUAGGCUUCCAGUUUGGAGCCGAUUCUCCUGUGGUAUAUGCGUUAGAAGGUUCUGGAUCCAUUGGAGGCAACGUGGUUAGAUUCUUGAGAGACAACUUCAAAUUUAUACAAGAUGCAAAGGAGAUGGAGGGGCUUUGUAGGAAGAUUCAAGACACUUCUGGUGUCUACUUCGUCCCAUCCUUCACUGGACUCUAUACCCCGUACUGGGACUCAACGGCAAGAGGGACUAUCCUUGGCCUUACUCAGGUCUCUCAAAGAGAGCACAUCUGUUUGGCAGCUCUUCGCGCUGUGGCAUUCCAAAGUGCUGAAAUGGUGGCUGCUGUUGAGCAGGAUCUGGAUAAUGGGACAAAAGUGACGACGCUUAAAGUGGAUGGUGGAAUGAUUGCCAACAAAUUGUUCAAUGAGAUUCAGGCGGACAUUAUGGGUGUGGAUAUUGUGACACCGAAGAUUACGGAGAUUUCGGGAUGGGGAGCGGCGGUGGCUGGUGGUAUUGGCGCACAGCAGAUUAGUUUGGACGAGUUCUUAGAGCAGAGUAGUGAGGACAAUCGCUAUACCCCACAAAAGGAUGAGCAAUGGCGAUCGAAAGAAAUGGCUCGUUGGAAAGAGGCCGUUAAGAGAUCCUGCGGAUGGGCGACAUAA
Messenger RNA from Caenorhabditis briggsae, 1509 nucleotides. Gene Ontology annotation, biological process: triglyceride metabolic process; glycerol metabolic process; glycerol-3-phosphate biosynthetic process. The transcript is spliced from 5 exons. NCBI's taxonomy places the organism in Eukaryota, Metazoa, Nematoda, Chromadorea, Rhabditida, Rhabditidae. Gene Ontology annotation, molecular function: glycerol kinase activity. The coding region runs from base 1 to 1509 and encodes 502 amino acids. The record is from RefSeq and is a predicted model, not a curated record. Gene Ontology annotation, cellular component: mitochondrion.